UACCGAAGUUGAUUUAAGAAUCAUACUAAUGGGAAACACAAUGAAAGCAAUUUUGGACAUUCGAUCUUUCUCUCCCCGAUAUUUCCUUUCACAUUUGACAUUUUCAGUUCGACUUUUUAAUGUCUGAAUUGUCCAAACUUGUGUUACAAACAACAAGGGGAUCAUUAAACAUUGAACGCCGUGGACAAAACAGAACUGAUACUCUUUAGGCAGCGCGGGUGAAUACCUCAUUUAACCACACGGUGGCGCCAAAAUACCAUGCGCUUUUAUCACUGUUCCAGCGUCAGAAAUAGCCUAGGCAAAAAUGCCUGUGAUCAGAAUAUGGAUUGCCUGGGUUCCAAGGUUUUCGCACCAAUUAAGGCUGACAUAAAUGGAAACAUCACAAAAAUCAAAGCUGUCUAUGACUCAGAUCCAGUGAAGUAUGAGACUCUUCAGCAGAUUCUGCUAACUGAGAAAAGCAUCUAUGGCUCAGAGUGGCCUAAAGUCGGAGCCACGCUGGCGCUUAUGUGGUUAAAGAGUGUUUUCCUCAGAGGUCUGCGGUUCAUUCAGGUUUUACUGCAAAGUCUAGUGGAUGGGGAGAGAGAUGAGGACAAUCCCAAUCUUAUCCGCAUCAAUAUCACUAAAGCUUAUGACCGAGCCCUCAAGAGGUAUCACGGCUGGAUUGUCCAGAACGUUUUCAAGGCCGCCCAAUACGCUGCGCCAUGCAGGUCCGAUUUCCUUAAAGCUUUAUCCAAGGAUCAAGAAGUUGCCGAGGAGGAAUGCUUAAGGAAAGUUUGCCAGUUCUUGAUAAACUUCACUGCAACUGUAGAUGCCAUUUAUGAAAUGUAUUCUGCCAUGAAUGCUGAACUGGACUACUUAGUUUGAAACAUCCUUUAAAGAUGAAGCAGGACAGUGUAUUCCUCUUUAAUUCUGCACAGUUUUCAUACUCUAUAUGAUACAUGUUCAAAGGCCUGUUCACACCAGGAAAAAGGCUGAGAGAAAAAAAUAAUAAUGAUGCUCCUGACCCUGGCAGAAGAGCUGACC
Messenger RNA from Pimephales promelas (fathead minnow), 1023 nucleotides. It is a transcript of the gene gltpb, whose product is annotated as glycolipid transfer protein b. Gene Ontology annotation, biological process: ceramide transport; intermembrane lipid transfer. Lineage: Eukaryota; Metazoa; Chordata; Actinopteri; Cypriniformes; Leuciscidae. Gene Ontology annotation, cellular component: cytosol; membrane; cytoplasm. Gene Ontology annotation, molecular function: ceramide 1-phosphate transfer activity; ceramide 1-phosphate binding. The record is from RefSeq and is a predicted model, not a curated record.